AUGUCGUCCGGUUCAUCUGAACGAACCAUCACCAACUCCACCCCCACUGUUCCGACCACCCCUAACCCCCUCUCUGCAGCUCAUCAUUUCGUUCCAAUGAAGCUCACCUCAAGGAACUAUCUUUUCUGGAGGACUCAGCUUCUCCCAUUCCUCCGUGGCCAAGGCUUGAUGGGGUAUAUUGACGGCAGUUUUCCGUGUCCUCCUGCAACUGUGACCGUCACGUCCGCGUCCGGUGACUCCACGGCCACCGCAACCACCACAUCGGCGAACCCUGCUCAUGCGGCCUGGGUCCAACAGGACCAAGCCAUUCUGUCCAUGCUAAUCUCAUCCUUCUCGGAUGAGGUUAUGCACCAUGCACUCGGCCGGCACACCGCCAGAGACGUGUGGGACUCCGUCACUUCGGCAUUAGCGCCCACCACUCGAUCCCGCUGCCUGAGUUUACUCGGCCAAUUCCAGACGCUACGCCAAGGGAGCAAUUCACCGGCCGAAUACCUGGCCAAGGCACAGACGAUCGUGGAAGCACUUGCACUCGCUGGCCGGCCAUUAUCCGAGGACGAACAGGUUCUGUGGUUCCCCCUUCGGCCUUCUUUGCAGGUCGCGGCAGGCAGAAUGGAGACUCAGGUGGCCGGCAGACUUCCGGUGGUCGAGGCCGGCAGGGUCGUGGCAGAGGCGGCCAAGGGCGCGGUGGUACACCCCGAUGUCAAAUCUGCAGGUCGCAUGGCCAUACGGCCAUUUAUUGUUAUAAGAGGUAUGCAGAUCGUCCAGCACCACGCCGCAGGCCAUGCGAACGUCGUUGUAGCCAAUGAGCCGCAGAUGCAUCCGGUUGCCGAUGCCUGGUAUCCGGACACGGGUGCCUCUUCUCACGCGACUCCGGAUGAUCAGAUGUUGCAUCACUCCGAGGCCUACACCGGCAGGGACGUGCUCACAGUCGGUAAUAGCACAGGUUUGGGUGUUUCCCGUGUGGGUCAUGCAGUUAUCCCAUCCCACUCUAAACGUUUAACAAUGUCUAAUAUUCUCCAUGUCCCAAACUUAACUUUGCCAUUAUUGUCAGUUUAUCGUUUUACUAACGAAAACAACGUAUAUUUCGAGUUUCAUAAAAAUUUCUUUCUUGUGAAGGAUUGCAACACCCAAACGGUUCUUCUUAAAGGAUCCACUUCGGGCGGUUUGUACAAGCUGCUGGUCCCGCAAACUCAUUUUGCGUUUCUGUCCGCCCGGGCGUCGUCACAUGUGUGGCAUCAAAGGUUGGGUCACCCGCAUCACCAAGUUCUCCAACGUGUCCUAAAGAAGUGUCCAGUUGUGCCAAAUAAAACCGCUUUGUCAAAAGCAUCUAUGCAGGUCACUACCAGGCAGCCUACCCCCACACCCUGGGGUUCCAGUCCUGUGCUUGUUAAUACUCAAGCCCCACCACCGGCAAUGGAGUUACCUUUGGCAUAG
Ipomoea nil (Japanese morning glory) is the source of this 1434-nucleotide messenger RNA. RefSeq lists its product as uncharacterized. Bases 1 to 1434 code for a protein of 477 amino acids. NCBI's taxonomy places the organism in Eukaryota, Viridiplantae, Streptophyta, Magnoliopsida, Solanales, Convolvulaceae. The record is from RefSeq and is a predicted model, not a curated record. The transcript is spliced from 3 exons.